Molecule: messenger RNA, 1463 nt
Organism: Stegastes partitus (bicolor damselfish)
Lineage: Eukaryota; Metazoa; Chordata; Actinopteri; Pomacentridae
Gene: odr4
Product: odr-4 GPCR localization factor homolog
Exons: 14
Coding region: 118-1422 (434 amino acids)
Biological process (GO): intracellular protein localization
Cellular component (GO): endomembrane system
Source: RefSeq, a predicted model, not a curated record
UUUUUUGCUCUGCUGACGAACCACUGCCAGCUGUCAUAAUUCAGAGUAAACUGUCUGCCUUCUGGGUCAUAUUUUUGCCACUGUUUCGCUUCUUCCAGGUAUUUUCCCCACGGCAGAAUGGGUCGUGGCUAUAUAGUUGAAGAUGCUGUGGAGAAGUAUCUGUCUAAACUAUGUGAACAACUAGCAGGUCCAGUCACUGGCCUCCUUAUUGGACAGAGCUCAGCCCAAAGGGAUUUUGUUGUCAUGGCAAUUCGAACGCCCCAAAGAGAGGAGUCGACUGCAGCGGCUGGAAACUCUGUCGACAAGGAGUUGGUCACUGAGCACGCCCGACAGGUGUCCAGGAUGCUGCCCGGGGGCCUGUCUGUAUUAGGAGUCUUCAUCAUCACUGAUACAGAUGCCAAGGACACACUGACCACACUCCGACAGCUGGUGUUUGCAGUGGAGAACCUGAUCUCCUCGGAGCACCUGUGGAACCCUGCAGACGACGACGUCACAGACUGCGUCACGCUGCACGUCAACCCCAAAACCAGAAAAACCGUUUGCAGAACCUUCGACGUCAAAGACCCCAAGAGCACGGCUAAACCUGCAGACUGGAGGUACCAGUCAGGUGUGUGUUCCUCCUGGGCCACGGUGUCAUGCUGUCUAAACGUAAACCUGUCAGUGCCUCUACCAGACAACAAAACCAGUACAGAAAGCAUGGAUGAAUGUCUCAAGGAGGGACUGACAGUGUGGGCACACCAGAUUGAGAGCGGAGUUUGUCUGAUUGAUGGAAAAAAGCUGCCUGAGGACUCAGAGCUCACAGCAGGACAGAGGAGGAAUGUGAGACAGACGUACACAGCUCAGCUGCUCAUCACGCCGGAUGGCCAGAGGUUGACAGAUGUGGUCCAGCAGUGUGGAGGCAGUGUGUCGGUCAGAGGAGCGAUCCACAGCAGAGCUUUUCUACACAGCAACAAACCCAAAGCAAAGCUAGCAGAGAAGCUGCUGAAGAGGGAUGUGGUUUCUACGGUGGCCACGAGGGUUCACAUGCUGCUGGAGGAGCUGCUGACAUCCGGAGAGCAGGACCAGGGCAGCAGCAGAGACAAACAAAAGACAGAGCAGCUCUGCCUCCCUCGUCGUAUCUUUUGUCCUGUGAAAGUCACCGGGCCAGUGUGUGUGAGCGACUACCAGUUCAGUGACGAGGGUUUGCCAGAAGUGAUCGACCGGCUGAAGGAGAUGCUGGACAUCGACGCAGCCGAGGAAGAUUUGGACACCAGGCAGGAAGUGGCGGCUGAAGUCAUAGAGAGCAACGUUACAGCAGAGCCCACUGUGGAAACUGUUAAAGCGCCAGAGGCCAAGAAAAACAACUACAUCGGUGUUGCCAUGGCUGCUGCUGCCGCUCUCCUUGCCACUGCUGCCUCGAUGCUGUACCUCAAUGACAUCUAAGGAGUGUGCACACACCACAAUAAAGUGUUUUGUUUUGAAUA